Molecule: messenger RNA, 2769 nt
Organism: Blepharisma stoltei
Lineage: Eukaryota; Ciliophora; Heterotrichea; Heterotrichida; Blepharismidae
Source: the annotation of a GenBank genome assembly
AUGUCCCGACAAUUUAAGAAAUAUUUAUUUGAAUCUCCAUCAGUUGAAAACGGCGAAGAGCCUGAACUCCAGCGCGAAGAUUUUGAAUUUGAAAGAAAACUUGGUGAUGGUGCUUUUGGGCAAGUUUGAAGAGUUCGGCAUAAAUUAACAAAUAAAUUGUAUGCUCUAAAGCAAGUCCCAAAAGAAAAAGUAAUACGAAUGAUACCUCAAUUCUGCAGAGAAGUCUACAUUAUGUAUGAACUUGACCACCCUCAUAUCAUUAAACUUUACAAUCAUUUUGAAGAUGAAAAAUAUUUUUGUUUGAUUAUGGAACUUGCUGAAGGUGGAACUUUAUUUAGCAAACUAUAUAGAGAAAGAAGCUUUGUAGAGCGUGUUGCUGCACAAUAUUUUAGAGAAAUUGUGCUUGCGGUAGAGUAUUUACAUUCGCAUAUACCAGCAAUUAUACAUAGAGAUAUAAAACCGGAAAAUAUUUUGAUUGAUAAGGAUGGAAGAUUGAAACUUACAGAUUUUGGAUGGUCAAACUAUUAUACUGAUGAUACCCAGACUCCUAGACACACUAUGUGUGGAACUUUGGAGUAUUUGCCGCCUGAAAUGAUAGAAGAAAAAAUGCAUGAUACUUCAGCUGAUAUAUGAUGCUUAGGAAUUCUAUUAUUUGAAUUAUUAGCAGGCAUAAUUAAAUAUGGAGUCUCAGCGCUUCGCGGUCUGCUAUGCCAAAUUCCUGCGAGCACAUAUUUAAUUAUGUCGGCAAGGUUUUGCUAACCUAGAAAUGGGCAGCAAUCUAGAUCGGCAAUUCCGGUAAUAUGCCCUAGUCCACUUUCAGGAUAUGAUUUUACCUCAAUGGAGAAGUUGGUUCAGAGUUGGAAAGGGCAAGCCUAGCAAAGUAUGCAGGUAAUGCCUAGACCAUUCGGGCAAAUAACUAACGUGAAACUGGGAGUUAAACCCCCAUACUUUGAAAUUUUUCCUUUCUGCCGAUAGUCCACUAGAAAUUCCAUUUUGUGGGAUUUUUGUGCUGUCAACCUAAGCAGCAAGCCGCAGAAUUUCAUAGACUUCCCACUCAACACUGGAGCAGAAAGGCAAGGAGGAGACGAGAGACACUGAACCCUAUUUCGCAAGAGUCAUGACGUGAGGCGGUAAGAAGAAAAAAGGUGGUGCUCGAGCCUAAGCUCACCCGAUGAGCCAUCUAAAUCAAAGAAAUUUUUCCCGCCGACUUUGCAAAGAGGGUAAAUUUCCUGCAGGGUUUCUUAGUGACUGCGUUAAUAUAUGCAGCAGCCAAACCUGUAAUAAGUUUAAACUUAAGAAUUAUUAACAGGUGAUACACCAUUUAAAGGAGUGGGAAAGCAAGAUAUGCUUACCAAGAUUACAGUUGCCAAAACAAAAUUUCCAGCUUCUAUGUCCCCUUUGGCAAAAGACCUAAUUUCCCGUAUGCUUGAAAAAGAAUCAGUUAAACGAAUUUCUGCUCACGAAAUAAAAGAGCACCGAUGACUUUUAGACCAUCCUCCUAUAAGAGAAACUAUCUCUCAAGACCCAGAACUAAAAAUCUUACGUAUAGAUGAUAAACCAAAGGUAGAAAAAGGCUAUCUCAUCAUCAGUACAAAUCAAGUCAAAAGAUUUGCCAACAAACAAAUAAAAAUCCAAAUACAAACCCCUCCAAAACCUCAAAAUAGAUCUGGUUCUCAAUUGGAAGCAUUUAAAAAAAGCAUCGACAAGCUUAAAUUGCAGACUGAGAAAAAGAUGAGAGAUAUGAAUAAUACAAAAUCUUUAAUCGAAGAAAAGGAAAGGCAUCAUCAGAAACUGAGCCAUAACUUGCAUGAUAUUGAGGUUAGAAUCGAAGAAAAAAAAGCUGAAUAUAAAAGACUGGCAGAUAAUGAAAAUAAUUUAGUUGGGAAAAUCAAUGACCUGGAUUUAGAGCUUGAUAGGAUUAGUAACACUAUUGAUAUGACUUCUCUUACAGAAAAAGCUAGAAUUCAGCUAGAAGAAUAUAAUGCCAAAGAUCAGCUAUGCAAGCUUCAUAAAGCGCAGCUUGACAAGCUAAGACAAGACGUCAAAACUAAGACUUUAGAUAUGGCUGAAAAAGAAAGAAAUCUAAAAAUCUGACAAGAAAAGAACUCAAAAAAGAAAGAAAAAAUAUCAACACAUAUCAGAAAUGAAUCUAUUGAGAUUUUAAGGCUGGAAAAAGAGACGGCAACACUUAAAAAUAGCAUAGUAAAAGAUCAAGAAAAAUUCAUAUCGAAAAAUGAUCAAGCUGUUUCCCAAGAAAUGGUGGAAUUUAUUAAAAAAAGAUUAAAUGAAUUAGCAGGAAUUAGCAAUUUACAGGAUAGAAUAGCAUUGUGCGAAAAGAAAAUUUCAGAAAAAGAAAAACUGAUUAUUGAGUCUAAAAUUGAGUUCGUGGAAAGGCGAGCUGAGCUUUUCAAAGAGAUGGAAGAAAAAAGAGCAAAGAGAAAAGAAAAUCAAAAAAUUCAGACGAAAGAAAAUUUUUCUCCUGUAAAAACUUUAAAAUUGAAGCUGGAGGAAUCAGAAAAUAGAGGGAAAGGAUAUGAAAUAAACCAAAAUUUGAUCCAAACUAGUAAGAAAAAGAUUUCUGUAACUUAUAAUUAGGAACUCAAAUCAAAAAUAGACAGCUUGAACCAUAAAAUUAAUAAUGUCCGGAAGAAGAGGUAUAGACUUAAUCUUGCUAAGAAAGAAAGGCAGCUGGAGAUUGAGGGUAUUGAAAUGGAGAUAGGCUUGGCUAAAGCCAAAAUUUUUGAAUGUAAGAGCUAUUUAGCUUAUUAA